Ichthyophthirius multifiliis is the source of this 6218-nucleotide messenger RNA. RefSeq lists its product as hypothetical. Gene Ontology annotation, biological process: proteolysis. The record is from RefSeq and is a predicted model, not a curated record. The transcript has 14 exons. NCBI's taxonomy places the organism in Eukaryota, Ciliophora, Oligohymenophorea, Hymenostomatida. Gene Ontology annotation, molecular function: serine-type exopeptidase activity; GTP binding; GTPase activity.
AUGCAAUCAAUAUAUAAAGAAGAAGCUUUACCAUUAGUUAUUUUUGACUAAUAAUCACGAACAUAUAGUUUAAAUUCAGAAACAGUUCAAUUUAUAAAAUAAAUUCCAAAACCAAUUGGAGUAAUAUCAGUCGCAGGUGCAUAUAGAACCGGAAAAUCAUAUCUUUUAAACCGAAUGUUACUUAAUAGAAGUGGCGGUUUUGGAGUAGGGCCAACUGUAAAUCCUUGCACAAAGGGUAUUUGGGUUUGGGGAACACCUAUUAAAGGAUAAACUUCAGAUGGCGAACCUAUUAAUGUAUUAAUUAUGGAUUCUGAAGGAAUAGGGUCAACUGAUGAAGAUUAAACUCAUGAUACAAGAAUUUUUUCUUUAACUAUUUUACUUGCCUCUAGUUUUAUUUAUAAUUCUAUGGGUUCUAUUGAUGAAAAUGCAUUAAGCAAUUUAUCUUUAGUUGUAAAUUUAACUAAGAAUAUUCAUAUUAAAUCAACCGAUUGUGAUUAAAUUGAUUAAGAAGAGUAUUCAAAAUAUUUUCCGAAUUUCUUCUGGAUAAUAAGAGAUUUUUCAUUAUAAUUAGUUGAUUAAGAAGGGGAAGCAAUAACCUCAAAUGAUUAUCUCGAAAAAGCACUUUUAGAAUAGAAAGGCUUUUCUGAUGAAGUAGAAUAAAAAAAUAGAAUACGUAGAUUAUUAACCACAUUUUUUUAAUAAAGAGAAUGUUUUACAUUAGUACGUCCUUUAUUGAACGAGUAAAAUUUACAAAAACUAGACAAAAUGGAUCUAGAUUAAUUAAGGCCAGAGUUUUUCGAAUAAGUAAUAUAAUUAAGAAAAAGAGUUCUGUAAAGAAUAAAACCAAAAAAAUUAAAUGGGAAAUCUUUAAGCGGAGAAAUGUUAAUGACUUUAUGUAAUUCUUAUUUAACAGCAAUAAAUAAUGGAGCAGUUCCUAAUAUAUAAAAUGCUUGGACAUAUGUUUGUUAAGAUGAAUGUUAAAAAGCUUAAUAAAAAUCAUUUGAAUAUUAUGAAAAAUAUUUAAAAGAAUAAGUUUUUACUAAAAUUCCUACAACAUUAGAUGAAUUAAAAUAUUUAAAUAAAUAAGCUAAAGAAUAAGCAAUAGAAAAUUUUAAGAAAAAAGCUGUCGGAGAUGUUGUUUAAUAAUAUUAAGAUGAUCUAAUUAAAAAAAUAAAAAAUAGGUUCUAAUAAAUUAAAACAAUUAAUGAAAAAGAAUCAAAUAAUUAAUGCUAAUAAUUUAUUCAAAGGGAAUUUUAACCCAUUGAGCGUAAACUAAAAUCUUGUUAAUACGAAUCUUUUUCUGAAUAUGAGAAAGACCUAAAAUUUUUCUAAUAAUUUUUAGUAGAACAUGGACCUUAAACUGUAAAUAGAUUAAUAGUUUUUUUAGAUUUUAUUAAUAAAAUGACAACUGAAGGAGCAACAUAUUUUAUUAAGAAUUUCGAGUAGGAAAUAGAUAUAUAGAAAAAUUGUAGAAACGAUAUACAAAAAAAACUUGAAUAGGAAAUAUAAGAAAUUAAAGUUAAAUAUGAAUAAGAAAAGUAAAAUACUUAGAAUAAAUAUAUUUAAUUAUAAAAAGAAUAAGAAUAGCUAUUAAAUUCUUAAUAAAAAAACAUGAAAACAAUACAAGAAUUAGAAGAAGAUAGAUAAAAACAAGAGAAAGAGUUAAAAGAUUAAUUAAAAAAUGAUAAAAAUGAAUACUUUGAUAAAAUUGAAAAUUUAAAAAACAAACUAAAAACUCUUGAAGAGUAAUUAAAUAAAAGCGAAAGACAACUUUUAUUAAAAGAAAGCUAAUUUUAGAAAGAAAAAGCUCUUUUAGACCAUAAAGCAUCUCAUUUUGAAUAAUUAUGUAAUGAAUAUGGUUAAAAAGAGAAAACCUCUGAAAAUACAUUUUAAUCACUUUAGAAUGAUUUGAGUAAUAAAAUAAAAGAAUAAUAAAUCCAAUACGAAAAGACAAUAAAAUAACUAGAAAACAAAGUAAAUAUUCUAAAGGAUUAAAAUAAUGAUUUAAAUGAGAAAAUAAUAAAUAUAUAAAACAAUUAAUAGUAAUAAAACGAGAAUUAUUUAUUUAAAGAAAAAAAUUACCAAAAAAAUAUACAAGAGCUAUAAAAUGAGAUUUCAUUUGCAAAAAAGUAAGUUUCUGAACUUUCUAAUAGUGGUUUAAAGAAUUUAGAUGAAUUAAAAGAUUAGUAUAAUGAUUAAUUAUAAUAAUUAAAAGUUUAAAACGGAAAACUUAAUUCAGAAUUACAAUAAAAUAUAGAAAAAUAUAAAUAGGAAAAAACCGAACUCAAAUCAAACUACGCACUACUUUAAUAAGAAAAAGGCUUCGUUGAAUAAUAAGUAGAUGAACUUAAAAAAUAAUUGAUUGAAGUCAAAAAAGCACACGAAAGUACUAUUUAGGCUUUAGAAUUAGACUCAUAUAAUAAUAAUGAUACAGUCUAAAAUAAAUAAUAUCUAUAAUUAAAGGAAAGUCAUUUGAAAUAAAUUAAAUAAUUAGAAACUUAAAAUGCUUAGAUAAAAAAAAAUUUAGAAUGUUAGAUUGAAAAUUUAUAAAAAGAAUUGUAGGAAAACGACAUGAAAAAUAAACUAUAUAUAAAUGAAAGUGAAUUGAAAAUUUAAGACUUAAGUUGCUAAUUAAAUGAAAUUAGAGUAUAAAAAAAUAAUGUAGAUUAGAAAUUAAAAGAAGUGGAAGGAAUGCUUAAUUUAAAUUCGAAAGAUAUGGAAAAAAAAUUCCUUUUGAAAAUUAAAUAAUUAGAGGAAAAUAUAGAAAAUAUUAAGGAUAGAUCAUAAAACGAAUUAAGGGAAAAUCAAUAUAAAUAUGAAGAAACACUUGCUUAAUUAAAAAAUAUGUUUGAAAUUGAAAGAGAAACAUUAGAAAAAAGAUUACUUGAUGAAAAGUACUUUUUUUAUAUUUUUUUAUAUUUAUUACUUUUUUUUUUCCAAAGAGAUAAAAGAGAAAAAAAUUAUAAUUAAUUAAUUGAAGAAUAUGAAUAAAAAUUAAUUGAUGAAAAAUAAAUUCUAGAAGAUGAAAUAGAUAAUCUUCGUGAAGAUAUAAAGGAAUAUGAAAUAUAAAUAUUAGAUAUGUAAGGUCAAUAUGAACAUUAAUUAGAAAUAAAAUAAAAGAACAUAGAAAAUCUAGAAAAGACACUAAAUGAGAUUAAAUAAUAAUUACAAAAUACAUAAUAAACUUACCAAUAAUAACUGGAGUAAUUAACCUUUCAAUACACUACUGAACGUAAAGAUCUCUAAUAAAAGUAUGAAUAAACAUAAAAGUGCCUAUAAUAAAGUGAAAGUUUAAAUUAGAAUUUGAGCCAAAAACUAUAAAAUAGUGAGAAAAGUUUAGAAAAUAAAAAAAGGGAAGUUUAAGAAUUAAAGCAAGAAUUUUGUUAAUAAAAAUAAAUAUUAGAUGAAAAACUUGAAGAAACUAAAAAAAGAUAUUAAAAUAUCCAAGACGAAUAUUUAUAAAAUAAAAUUUCUUCUGAAAAAUAAGUAGCCCUAUCUUCUCAAUAAAACGAAUUCUACCAAAAAAAACUCCAAGAACUCGAAAAAAACAUCGAGCAAUCUUCCCAAAAAUACGAAGAACGUCUAAAACUCCAAAAAAUCGAAUGGACUAAAGAAAUGACUGAAAAGAUGUAAGCCUUAAAUGAAGAAAAAAUCAUCAUUGAAUAAAAAAUUAUGAACAUAAAAAAAGCAAAUAAAGAACAAGAAACUCUCACCUAAAAACAGCUUUCUGAAUUGGAAAAAGAAAACGCCAUUUUUACUGAAAAAAACCAAUUCUUAGAAAUUCGUCUAAAAGAAAACGAGGAAAAAUACGCAUAUGAGUUAGAAUAACUAAAAGACUAGCUUUCAAAGUCUAAAGAGUUCACCUCUUAAGAAAAAAGGUGUUUAAUUUAAGAAAUAGAAAAGUUAAAAUCCCAAAAUGUGCUCUUAGAUAACGAAAAACAUGAACUUAAUACUUCUUAUGAAAGAGAUAAAGUACUUUGGGAAGGUAAAUUUUCCUUCCUUAACUAAUAAAAAGAACAGGCCAAGUAAGAUUUAUUAGAAGCACAGAAAAAAUUUGAAUAAACACUCACUCAUUUAUAAAAAUAAAGACAGGCAGAAAAAAAUGAAAGGGAAUAAGGAGUCACUGAUAUGCUAAUUUAAAUUGAAAGAAAAUAUUAAACAUAAAUUAAUGAAUUAAAUGAAGUUUCUAACCAAAAAUUAUAGAUUGCGAACCUCAAAAUUACUAAAUUAGAAGCCGAUUUGAAAAACAAUGUAGGUUAGGCUUUGUUUGAGAGUAGAUAGAAGAAUUCGAGUGCUAUGAUGACAGAAAAAAGAAUGAUUGAACUUCUUGAAAAUGAGAAAAAAUAUUAGUAAGAAAUCGAAACAAUGAGAAAAGAAAGAGAAUAUGAAAAAAAAGAAUUUUAAAUUAAACUCGAAAAUGAGAAAGAAAUUUUCAAAUCUAAAAUAAAUACUGUAGAAGAAAAGUUUAAAGAUGCUGAAAGAAGACGAAAUCUUUUAAUUUUUGAACACGAAAAAGAAAGAGCUAAAUGGAAUUUAGAAAAAGAUCAUUUAAUUAAUUAAAAAAAUGAAACAUAAGAAACAUUGAAUAAAAUUGAAAAAAAAAAAGAAAUUCUUCUCAGAGAAAAUGAAAGAUUAAAAUCUGAUACAAGACAAGCAAGAAGUAAUGAAAAUGGAGAAGAUAAUAAUAGUGAGAAUUUAAAUAAUCAAAUAACUGCUAGUAUAUUAGAUAACUUGAACUUGAAUAAUUCAAGAGAAAAUAAUUAAAGUGGAGGAAGUGUUGGAUUUAUGAAUUUCUAUUAAGGAAUGUAAGAAAAAUAAAAUAGUUUAAACCAUUUUGAUCCUUUAGGAUUAAUAAAAUGGAAAUAAAGAUACACUAUAUAUGAUGAAUACUUCAAUCCCGAAAACGGUACAGUAUUUAUUUCUAUAGGCGGAGAAGGUUAAAUGGCAGGUAUAACAAACGGAAGAGGUUGGCUAAUAUAAUUAGCCUAAGAAUUCAGCGCCAUUGUAAUUUCAGUAGAACAUCGUUUUUAUGGUGUUUCUUAACCAUUUGGCUAUACAAACUAAUCUUAUUCUUUAGAAAAUCUAUAAUAUUUAACCGUAGAUUAAAGUUUGGCUGAUUUAGCGAAUUUAAUUUCAAAAAUAAAAUAGAAAAAAUUACAUAAAAUUUCAGAAAUUAAUCCUUUCAUCACAAUUGGUGGUUCAUAUCCUGGUGCAAUGAGUGCCUGGUUUAGAUAUAAAUAUCCUCAUUUAACAGUCGGAGCUUUAGCUUCUAGUGCUGUCGUAAAUGCUAUUGAAGAUUUCUAAAUGUAUGACUAUUAAGUAUAUUUAAGUACUAAAAAAAGCGGUAACUGGUGUCCACUAAAGAUCUAAUAAUUUAACUUUUAUAUUGAAAAAACAUUAAAUAAUACACUUUAUGCUAUUAAAUUAAGGCAAAAAUUUAAUGCUACAAUGCUUACAAAUUCUGAGUUCCUUAAUUUCUUUGCUGAUUUAUAUUCUGGAUUAGUUUAAUAUGGAUAAAGAACAUUUUUAUGUUCUAUAUUUUAAAAUACAACAAUCGAAUAAUAAAUUAAUCGAUUAGCAGAUUAUUCGGCUGUUAAUUAAACCGCAAUAAAUUAUAGUACUAAGACUUUGUUUAAUACUACUUAUGAUCCUAAUCAGGCUUAGAGAUAGUGGACAUUUUAAACUUGCACAUAUUUUGGAUUUUUUUAAACUGCUAAUUAAAUUAAUCCAAUGAGAAGUUCAAAAGUUAAUCUCAGAUUUUUUGAAGAUUAAUGUAGAUAAGUUUUUGGUUAAAAUUAUGUACCAGAUAUAAGUAUAACUAAUAGUUAUUUAGGAGGACUUAAUUUAGAAGCUACUAAUAUUGUAUUUACUAAUGGAAGUGAAGAUGGGUGGAAAUGGGCUUCUUUGACUUAAAGUAAAGGAAGUAUGGUUUCUCUUAUUAGUGAUUGUGAUAAUUGUGCUCAUGGAGUUGAAUUAGGCGUCCCUAAAAGUGAAGAUCCUGAUAAUUUAAAAAAUACGAGAAGAAUAGUUAAAAUUUUAUUUAAAUAAUGGAUUGAUUAACAUUUCUAAAAAUACUAGAAACCAAAUUUUUAAUAAAGAAAUUAAAUAGAGAAGUUCGAAUUUGAAAAAAAAUAAAAUUUUUUUUGAAAUUUUUAUAUGAUUUUUUUAGAAGAAAAAUAAAUAAUUAUAACUUUACUUCUUAUUUACUUAUUUAUCAU